Molecule: messenger RNA, 3012 nt
Organism: Vespa velutina
Lineage: Eukaryota; Metazoa; Arthropoda; Insecta; Hymenoptera; Vespidae
Product: M cell-type agglutination protein mam3-like
Exons: 2
Coding region: 1-3012 (1003 amino acids)
Source: RefSeq, a predicted model, not a curated record
AUGUACAAUGAUUCAAAGAGUCAGGAAGAAGUGACGAAAAACAACACAAUCGAUUACGAUUAUUACAUAGAUGAAAAUCUAGAAAGUAAUGAUAAAGAUGAGUAUGAGUAUGAUUACGAGGAACCCGAAAUAAGUACUUAUUGGUAUGAUUAUUACGAAGAAAAAAUUACAACAUUCACUACGGCAUUAACGACAAUCGAUUUAGAACAAUUACAAACCGAAGUAACUUAUACUUUAACGAGUGAAGAAAUUGAUGUUACUCCUUUUGUUACAUUAUUAUCAAUAAUUGAAACUAUGCGGACUACAGAAUUAAGAGAGCCAACUUUGAGUUUUGCGGUCACAGAAGCAUCAUCAUUUGUAACUACGAUAUCUAUUAUCGAAUCAACAACAACAGAAAUUAUGGAAACGUCGUUACCUGGAGUGACUACAAAAUUUACAAUUUAUACUAGUAUUUCACCUAGUACAACUUCAGAAAGCACAACAGAAGCGACAAGUAUGACAAUGGAGUACAAAAGUACUCUGAUAUCUAUUACAGAAGUUACAAUCAUGGAGACAUUACCGUUUUUAACUGUCGAGGAAAUGACAACAUGGAUAGAAAAUAUAACAGAAUCAUCAUUAUUUGAGGAAACAGAAUUAAUGAUUACGUAUGAUACAAUAACUUCUGUUACAACGCAAUCCACGAUGACAUUUGAAACGUCGAUAAUUACUCCUAUUACUAUUACGGAAAGUGUAAAUACUACAGAGUUUAUAGAAGAAACAGAAGAAAGCGAGAUAAUUACAACAAUCACUUUUACAUCUCCGUAUACAAUGGAGACGUAUUCAAAUAUAACUGAUAUAAAAAUAUCGGAUUUUACAAGCCCGACAGAAAUAUUAUUUUUUAUGAGUACUAUAACAGAAUAUGAAACAAUAGAGUUUACAGAAACGAUUAGUUCUGUUUCCUUAGAAAGUACAACGUUAUCAAUGAAAGAAGAAGAAGAGGCUGAUUUAUUUACAACAGAAAUAAUUUAUACUACGUUUACCAUUACUCCUGAAAUUACAACGACGGAAAUAAUUAUAAAUAUAACGACAGUAGAAGAAGUGCCAAUAACUACAGAGAUCCCAACUUCAACCGAAACCACAUAUACUUAUAUAGUUUCAUCUUUAGAAACAUCAAUAGCUACAACAGAAAGUGAAACUUACGUUUUCGAAACAACAUUGGCAACAUUCGUUACUUAUUAUGUUGAUAGGACAGUUCCUAAAAUAUUAGAAACAACUAUUCCAUUGUCUUUUACAAUAUCAACGGAAAUUACCACGUUAACAGAAGAAAUUUUGGAACCGUCAAGCACAACAACAUUAUCAACUUUAUCAAUCACUGAAGAAAGUACAUCUCCAGCUUUCAAAACUAUAUUUAUUUCUUCAAUAGAAACCACAUAUAGUUUUACAGUUUUUUCUUUACAGACCUCUGCAAUAACGGAAAGUAAAACUUAUGUUUUCGUAACAACAUCGGCAACACUUGAUACUUAUUAUGCUGAUCAAAUAUUAGAGACUACUGUUUCAUUACCUUCUACAAUGUUAACGGAAAUUAUUACAAUAACGGAAGAAAUUUUGGAACCGACAGGCACAACGCUAUCAACUUUAACAGAGUUUAGUCCAUUUUCCGAAAGUAUGUCCCUUUCACCAUUAUCAGAAAUGUAUACAUUACCUACGUCUACUUACUCGGUAAGAUAUACCGAAUUGGAAGAAGAAAUAAGCACAAUAGUCGAACUAAUUUCGCAACUUUUUACUUCUACUUUUUUGACAUCUCAAGAAAUUACAUUGCUAGAUUUCGAAAUUACAAUUAUUCCAUCGAUAGAAAUUACAUCUACUACCUUGGAGGAGGAAAUCUUUCCUUUAAUAACAACACCUGUAAUUGAUUUCACUCCUUACGAAAACACUUCGUUUACAUCUUUCUUUGAAACCUAUCCAUCAACACCUAUGUCAUUUUUGCAAACUGAUAUGAUAACUCGUACGUCAUCAGAAGCGACUACAACGGAAGAAAUUGUUCUAUUCUUACCACUUAGCACUACCAUCGAUAUAUUUAACAAAACAGAAUCUUUAAAAACAUUGAAAACAAUGUUCGAUAAGAAAAUGAAAACGGUAACAGAUAGUUCAGAAUAUGAAGAAUUCUAUGAUACAGAAUAUGGUAAAGAUUAUGAAGAAGCAUACGAGGAGGACAAAUAUGAAGAUGAAGAUAAAUCUAUCACAACCUGGUAUGAAUACGAAGAAGAAGAAGAAACGACUAUAUUCGAUCGAAAAACUACUUCGAAAUUUGAAACUACUGAGAUUAUUGAGAAGGAAACAAGCAAGAUCAUUGAGAAUAAAACUGUCCCGAUAGUUUCAUUGACUACAAAACCUAUCUUAACGGAAAUGAAAACAAUAACGAUGAUAAAAGAACUUGAAACAUCAACAACGAUUUCUGAAACCUUCAAAGAUUUCGAAAAAACAUCGACGACAACAUCUUCGGUUUCUACCAUCGAAGAGUUUACCCUAACUUCAGAUAAAAUAUUCACUUCCACAACAGAACACUUAGAAUGGUGGGCUGAUCAAAGCUCUCAUAAAAAACAUGAUCACACAUUAGGUAUGCUUGAAAUUGAAUCGGAAACCAAAUUGGAUAUAACCCUUCCGAAAUUUAUUGUCUCGCCAGAUGAAACAACACUAAAUAUAUCUUUGGUUACUGAAAUAGGAACGAUUACCCAGACUGAAAUAUUUCCAACAAUAACUGAUAGUAGUAUAUAUUUGGAAAUAGAUAUAACUACUGACUCUUUUGACGAAAAAAGUAAAUUAUUUGUUACUGAAAGCGAAGAGACGGAUUUAAAAUUAUAUUUUACAACACCUUCUGAUUUCGUGUCUUUAUUGACGACGGAUGAUUUUGACGUAGAAAGACGAAAUGGAUUUGAGGAAGAAACGAAGGAUGAAGUCACUCCAUUAUUUGAAACGAUUGAAGGAAGAACCACCGUUCAUUCUUUUGAAGAAGAUGAGGAUGAAAGAGUAUGA